UGUGUCACCGAGGGAUCAAUAAAGAGAGAGGAAGCCAACAGGCAGCUGCAGCUGUUUCUUCUCUGCGAUAAGAACAAAAACUCGCCGACUUUCCCGAUGCGAUUGCUGCUGCUGCUGCUGGUCGGCCUUCUGGCCGACUCGACGUCGGCCGAAUGCGCUUUGGGCUCCGACUACAAGUUCGAACUGACGUCUUGCGACCCUGAGGGAGGUCGGUGGCGCGUGCAGGUUCCCACGUCUUCAGCGUCGCACUCCUGCACCCUGGAACAGCCGAAAAGGGUCGACUCGUGCGAGUCGACGUGUGAGGCGGGCCAGUUCUUCGACCUGUCCACCCUGAGCUGCGGCGCCUGUCCGCCAGGCUCGUACUCGAUGGGGGGCGCCGUGCUGUUCGACAACUGGGACACCCUUCCGCAGGGUUUUCACACGCAGGUCGAGUCUUUUCAGUCGUCUUUCAUCGGACGAUUCGGCACGGGAGUUAACUGCACUGCGUUCGGUUGGCAGGCCAAAGGUGACUUCCUAGCGUCCGUUGGCGGUCCGUGCGCUGCGACGGUGACGCUGUCGGUGCGGCUGGCGCGGGUGGGCAACCUGUCCUACAUAUACCAGUACUCGAACCGCGACGUCAUCUUCGACUUCGAGGCGCAGAACGAGCAGUGCCAGAGUGUGGCCGACGCCAAGGAGUUUCGCUGGCCGUCCGUCACUGCGGAGGGAGAGUGGCGCCGCCAGGUCGUCCAGCUCAAGCCGGGCAACAACCUGCUGCAGUGGAAGACCAUCGGCAUGGAGACCUACCCUGGCAAGCCGAUCCUCAUCAAAUCAAUUGAAAUCAGCGGAACUACCAGAGCUACGUCAUGCAGUCCGUGCAGAAACGGCACCUUCAGCGCGGAAGGGUCUCGCCAGUGCCAAGAGUGCCCUGAGAACCACUUCUCGUCCCGAGGGGCCAGUUCCUGUCAACCCUGUAACCCCGAGACGGAAUUCGCCCCGAAAGGUUUCUCCAGGUGCAUCAAACGCCAUGCCUGCACUAGCAAGGACUUCUACGAGACUCGGUCUCCUUGUGACGCGAACAACCAGACGCGUGCUGAGUACCGGUGGCUGGAGCCGAAGAUCUGCAUGGCAGGCGUGUCGCUGCCACCGGUAGGCCCCUCCCGUCCGUGCCUGCCGUGCAAUCCGGGCAUGAGCCCGGGGCCGGCCGCCUCGUGCCAGUUCUGUCCGGCUGAGCACUUUUCCGACGACGGCGGACCGUGCAAGCCGUGUCCGCCGAACACGACACCCAACUACGGAUACGUCUUCCAGCGCUGGGCCCAACUGCCCGCCUCGAUGAGCUCCUCGUGCCGCCAACAGGACGGGUCUGAGUGCGGCGGGAUGACCGGUUGGCAUGUGCAGGGGACGCACGUGCAGUCAGGACAGCACCACGCGGACGGCGCUUACUUGCUGCUCUCCCUCAACGUGCCCGGAUUCAGGAGCAAAGGGGGUGUGGUCGGCGGCCGGAGGCUAGAGGUCGGACGUGUCUCUUUCACCUUCGAACUUGACUGCAAAGCAAAGUGUGAAUUCGUCUUCAUGCAGGCGUCAGACCGUCGCGGAGUGAAUCUGGUGCAGAGCUGGAGCGGCGCCACGUUCAAGCGCGAGUUCAGUCACUCCGUUUACGCGAACGACUCGUACACAUUCAGCUGGGCUUUCCAAAAGGCCUCGCUAACCGACUACGACGUCUUCUCCAACCUGCUCGACACGGACGUUGCUCGCAUUUUCUCCAUCAACGUGACAAACACCAUCGAUGGUGGAGCGAGUGUGUGUCUGGCGUGCCACCAGGAGACAGACGAGGUGGGCUGCAUUCCUUGCCCGCCCGGCCACUUCGUGGACUCGAACACGACGCAGUGCACUCAAUGCCCACCCGGCACCACCGUGUCCAACCCGCUCGCCUACGGAAUCGAGUCCUGCCAGCCCUGCGGACCCGGACUGUCCAGCACGGAUGGCGUCACCUGCACCUCGGACUGCGUUUUCGCGGGGGAACCUUCCUUCGACCUUUCUGCCCUCGCUCACGAGACGUUUUUAGUAAGAGGCAGCCGGCUUUUUACUGCAUCAGGCGCCCAGUACUUCCACGUUUUCAACAUAAGUCUUUGCGGAAACACGCAGGCUCAGUGCUCCAACAACAUUUCUUACCAGGUUGAUGGGACGUCCUCUCAGGUGAACUCAUUUGUGUGUCGUACGACAAUGGUACCGAGCGCCUGGUCCGACGAGGAAGUAGUGCUGUCCACGCAGUCGGUCACCCUGGGCGACGAACUGGUGGCUGUUACCAAUAACACCGCUUUUAUGAGCAUGGAGGUCAUCGAAGAGUUUCUCUCGCAAAACGCUACACUCCACUUUUACUACUCGACUCCACUGGCAACCAGGUCGUGUCCUCAGGGCAGGACGACCGUGAUCAGCCUGAGCUGCGACGCAAGCAAGCACGGCAACGGGAGCAUCGUGCUGCCGAGCAAGUGUCCCGACGGCACCUGCGACGGCUGCAGCUUCAACUUCCUCUGGCAGACGGCCGUCGCGUGUCCCGUGUGCAGGGAGCAGGACUUCAGGUUGGUUCGCGGCGAGUGUACCGGCGGGUCGCAGCUGCUGCACUACCUGGCGCCGACCAACUGCAGGGUCCUGACCAACCUGCCCGCCACCAAGGCCGUAAAAUGCCAGAACCACAUUCCUGUCGAGCUUCAGGCCAUAAUUGGCGGCACGGUGAUGGUGGCGGCGACGCUGUGCGGGCUGCUGCUCCACUUCUGGCGCAAGACGCAGCGGCUCGAGUACAAGUACAUGAAGCUGGUGCAGAAUUCCGGUUCCGGGAGCGACGGCGCCGAGCUGCCUCCUGCCGAGAGCUGCGGCCUGGACGACGGCGAGGAGGAGGACGUGCACUUCGCCCAGCCGGCCAAACAGAACAUCCUCAACCGAAUCAAGGCUAUGACCAGCAAAGUGCGUCGAAAGGUGACGGCGGUGCCCUUGAGGCGGUACAACCUGCAGCGCGACGACACCGGCUGAGCUGCGUCCUAUUCCGCCAUAUAUCCAAGUGUCCGACAUCGGUGUCUCUAUUUAUGAUCAGCGUCAGGGUUUCUUUAUUGUGAUUUUUUGCUGCUGCGAUUCUACUCGUCAGAAAAUAUCGUGUAAAUCUUUUACAAACACGCACUUAUCGCUACAAUAUACAUAUAUUUAUUAUACCACA
Cloeon dipterum is the source of this 3184-nucleotide messenger RNA. RefSeq names its product endosome/lysosome-associated apoptosis and autophagy regulator family member 2-like. NCBI's taxonomy places the organism in Eukaryota, Metazoa, Arthropoda, Insecta, Ephemeroptera, Baetidae. The coding region runs from base 97 to 3003 and encodes 968 amino acids. Gene Ontology annotation, cellular component: membrane. The transcript has 15 exons. The record is from RefSeq and is a predicted model, not a curated record.